AUGCUCUCAAAAGCUGACCCGACCCUUUCGGAGGACGCAAAAACUGCGUUGUUGACGAGGCAAUUCUCAAGAGGUCUACCUCAAUCACUGAAGCGGAAGAUGCUGGAGCAUAACCCCAAGCACUACAGAACAGCAAGCACUACAGAACCGCCUGAAACGUACGGACAUUUCUACUCGUACUUCGCGUCGUCCCUCGCCACCUGGAUCCUCUUAUACGUGUGGUUUACCAGGUUGUUUUGCUCGGGAUUGUACGCGACAGCCGGACUAUCAAAUGUUUCAACUGUGGAAAACCUGGGCACGGUGCGCGAGAUUAUAGAUUACCACGUCAUUUAAACUUCAAAAGUAUUGGACGGAAAAGUGGAGGAGAUCGCGCCCAUCCUAUCGUAAGUACAAAUGUAAUGGAUAAAUGUCCUAUUAUCCACCCGUUUGUUGAUUGCUUUGUGGAUGAAGUUCGUCUUCACGCUCUUGUUGACUCUGGUUCCAUGAAAUCUUUCAUUAGUCAGUCUGUACAACGAACAGUUGACUUUGACGAUCGUAAAUUGAAUAAGUCGAAGAAAGCCAAAUGUGUUUCCAUAAUGGGAUACAAUGUCACAUAUCUAGUACUCUUAAAUUCUUAG
This is a messenger RNA of Paramuricea clavata, 617 nucleotides long. The record is from the annotation of a GenBank genome assembly. Lineage: Eukaryota; Metazoa; Cnidaria; Anthozoa; Malacalcyonacea; Plexauridae.